UCUGUGGCGUGUGGAGCGCCAGCGGUGGGCAACGGGCAGAAGAGCACCUGGGUGUACCUGGAGGAGAUGGCCAACACGCUGCUGAGCAACGUCCAGCAGCUGAAGGUUCUCAUCGAACAGGCCAAGAACUCUGCUGAAGAUGCAGCAGGGGUCAAAGGUCAGGGAUGCAGGAAGGAGUGCGGCCUUAGCCAGACGUUUCAGAACCAGAUCUCAUUUCAACAGCCGGACCCCUCAGAGACCAAGAGGAGUGCUGACAUCACGGAGAUCAUCAUCAAUCAGGUGUGUGUGAACUGUGGUCGGAUGGCGAUGAGCGAGUGCACAG
Messenger RNA from Austrofundulus limnaeus, 322 nucleotides. RefSeq names its product deformed epidermal autoregulatory factor 1 homolog. NCBI's taxonomy places the organism in Eukaryota, Metazoa, Chordata, Actinopteri, Cyprinodontiformes, Rivulidae. Gene Ontology annotation, cellular component: nucleus. Gene Ontology annotation, biological process: regulation of transcription by RNA polymerase II. The record is from RefSeq and is a predicted model, not a curated record. Gene Ontology annotation, molecular function: DNA-binding transcription factor activity, RNA polymerase II-specific.